GAGUAGGCAGUGGAGGAAGGAAACUGCCUUCUCAAAGAGUCAUGCCGUUUUAGCAUGUCUGUCAUUGCUGCUGCAACUCUGGUGGUGCUCUAGCUUUUUGGUGAAGAGUCAGCAACUGGGCCUUGGAAGGGUUAACCAGAUGCUAUGUUUUUCCUUCCUCCUGGGCUAUUUGCAGCAAAACAAAAGUUUCUGUGGAAGGGCUGAGCAGCCUGCCUCCUGGUGGGACUGGCUCAGGUGGGCUGGGUAUUAACUCUGUGCUCACUUCAUUAGGCACCCUAGCCACUGUCUAUUCUGCUUAAAGCAGGGGUAGUAAAUAGGCUGAGAAAAGGGGAGCAGUUGUGGCUUUUUUCUUUUUCUCUUCUUGGUGGAUUUUUGCAGUGGAAAGGGCUUGAUGGCCACUGAGGACAUUGACUGGCUAGACCUGCCUGGCAGGUGGACCUAUGGAGUUUGCACUGACGGGAGAAUCUUCUUUAUCAAUGAUGAAACAAAAUCUACUUGCUGGACACAUCCAGGCAGUGGCUGUCCCAUCCAGAGUGGUCAUUUCACCUGGCUAGAGAUGCCCAGAGGCUGGGAGGUGGAUACCAUGUCAAACGGUGCUGUGUUUUUCAUCAACCAUAAUGAAAGACGGAACACUUUUUUUCACCCAGUGACUGGCCAGAUCCCAGAAGAGAACAACCAGUUUGACUUGCAAAGAUCUGUCUUGGACAUGUCACACAAAUCAGGCAGCAAGCAGCCAGCAGCAGUCAAUAGUGAAUCAUCCAAUCAUACCAUGGUUUCAGAGGUGCCUCAGGAACGACCAAAUGGCAGGGCCUCACGCUCCUCCAGGAAGGGGAUUGCUUUUGGGAAGCGCUCCAAUUCCAUGAAGAGGAAUCCUAAUGCUGCAGUGACCAAGAGUGGCUGGCUCUUCAAGCAGGCCAGCUCUGGUGUGAAGCAAUGGAAUAAGCGCUGGUUUGUACUGGUGGACCGCUGCCUUUUCUACUACAAAGAUGAGAAGGAGGAAAGCAUCUUGGGCAGCAUUCCACUUCUCAGCUUCCGGGUCGCAGCUGUCCAGCCAACAGACAACAUCAGUAGGAAAUACACCUUUAAGGUGACUGUGUGCUGGAUGGAAGAGACACCAGGGAAUAACAAGAAGUCCCUCUCUCCCCAGGCUGAGCACGCUGGCAUCCGGACUUACUUCUUCAGUGCUGAGAACAACGAGGAGCAGGAAUCCUGGAUUCAAGCCAUGGGCGAGGCUGCCCGGGUGCAAAUCCCACCCGCUCAGAGGCAUGAGAAGACUGAUUCUGAGAACAUCCCUCCCAGCAAGAACCACCAGCAUCACCACCACCGCAGUGUUCCAACCAGAGAGUCUGCCAAAGCUGAACCAGAAGUCAAGACCAGAGGAGAAGGUGAUGGGCGUGGUUCUGAGAAGAGUGAAAGGAAACCAGAGCGAGUAGAAAGCAAGAAGGAGCCUCUGGUGAAAGCCAAUGGCAUUGCAAGUCAAGAAAUGCCCUCUGAGCCUGGAAGCCCUUAUCCUGACACGUCCCAUCUGCCAACUGGAGUGGAGAGACCCACACAGCCAAAUGGCUGGCAGUACUCAUCUCCUAGCCGGCCUGGCAGUAUGGCCUUCCCACAGCAUGAUGGCGAGAGUGCUAUGCCUCGUCGGAGCUUUGCUCCAUGCACCAAUCCUGAGAAGAUUGCCCAGAGGAAGAGCUCCAUGACACAGCUGCAGCAGUGGGUGAACCUGCGCCGUGGAGCUCCACCUCCUGAGGAUCUCCGUAGCCCCACCAGAUUCUACCCGAUGUCCCGAAGAGUCCCUGACUACUAUCCCCCGUACUCACCCCAGUACUCUGAAUAUUACCCUCCUGGGGUGCGACCUGAUAGCAUCUGCUCUAUGCCUGCCUUUGACCGCAUGAGCCCUCAGUGGACAGUGGAUGACAAGCGCCACUCCUUCCGCAACAGUGGCUCAUACCAGCUGCGGGAGUGGAAAGAACAGCCUGGCUAUGGCAGGCAGGAUGUCCCCAUCUGGAUGCCAGGCCCUGCACGGCCACCGCUGUACUAUGAUGAAAUGGAUGCAGCCUCCAGCUCCUUGCGCAGGAUGUCCCUUCAGCCUCGCUCCCGGUCGGUACCCCGCUCACCGAGCCAAGGUUCCUACAGCCGAGCUAGAGUGUACUCCCCAGUCAGGUCUCCAAGUGCCCGCUUUGAAAGAGUACCUCCCCGGAGUGAGGAGAUUUAUGCUGAGCCAACAACUUACAUGAUGAGGCGAUCAAUCAGUUCCCCAAAGUAUGAUUAUCUGGGUGACAGGAGGCCUAUCCCUGCAGGAAUGUUCCCCUUCAACUAUCCAGCAUCCCCUACGGUUCACGACAAAAUGGAUGAACUUUUAGAUCUUCAGUUGCAAAGAAACCUAGAGUAUUUGGAUCAGCAGAUGAGCGAGAGCGAGACUUUGAUCAGUAUGGUGAACAGAAUGGUGGAGAGCUCCUCCCCUAGGGCUCAACUGUACAUGCAAGUGUCUCAUUUCCCUGAAGCCUACAGAGAGUCGCUGCACACCUACAAGAUAAAUGAGCAAGAUACAGAUAAGCUUCUGGGAAAGCUCUGUGAGCAAAACAAGGUGAUGAGGGAACAGGAGAGGCUGGUGCAGCAACUUCGUGCAGAGAAGGAGAGUCUAGAGAGUGGACUGAUGGCGACACAUCAGGAACUAGAGAUGUUUGGGAGUCAACCAGCUUACCCCGAAAAACUGCUGCACAAGAAGGAAUCUCUCCAGAACCAGCUGAUCAAUAUACGAGUGGAGCUAUCCCAAGCCAGCACGGCAUUGGCCAACAGCACCAUAGAAUAUGAGAACCUUGAGGGUGAGGUGUCAGCCUUGCAUGAUGACCUUUGGGAACAGCUGAACUUGGACAUGCAGAAUGAAAUGCUCAAUCGGCAAAUCCAGAAGGAGAUCUGGUGCAUCCAGGACGUGAUGGAGGGGCUAAGGAAGAACAACCCAUCCCGAGGCACAGACACAGCAAAGCACAGAGUGCCCCUUGGCCCAUCAGGAACCUACAGCUCCAACAGUCCUGCCAGCCCUUUGAGCUCAGCCAGCCUCACAAGCCCCCUGAGCCCUUUCUCUCUUGUGUCAGGAUCCCAGAGCUCCCCUACUAAACAAGGCAGCAAUGAGUCCAAGUCCAGCUUUGAGCAGAGCAAGAAGGACCAUCCUCGGACAGUGGCCUCAAACUCUGCAGCAGAGGCUGGUCUCUUGCAGACAAGGCAAGACCAAGAAGCUGAUAAGCAAGUUGCCCUCAACAAAGUUGGCAUUGUUCCCCCAAGGACCAAAUCACCUAUGGAUGAUGACACCACGCCCACAUCAGGUGUGGUGCGGAGGAGUGCCAGCAACUUAGUCAAUGGGCUGAAUGCCCGGGACAGGCCAAAGAGUGCAGUAUUUUCGAAUGAAAUGAAGGCAAAGAUGAGCGUAGAGGAGCAGAUUGAUCGCAUGAAGCGCCACCAAAGCGGUUCUGUGAAGGAGAAGAGACGGAGCUUGCAGCUUCCGGCCAAUCAGCAACAGGGAGAUAGCCCUCUCUCUAAACCGCCUCUCUCUUACAAAGUGGUGCACAGACAUCGCAGCAUCCAUGAGGUGGACAUAUCUGAUCUGGAGGCAGCGUUACGCUCUGAAGAUUCUGGCAAGAUGUAUGAGACCCCUCGGGAGGAGAUUGCUCGUCUGCGCAAGAUGGAGCUUGAGCCAGAGCAUUAUGCUGUGGACAUCAGCAAGGAGCUUUCCACCCCUGAUAAAGUCCACAUCCCAGAAAGAUACAUUGAGUUGGAACCUGAUACCCCACUGAGCCCCGAGGAGAUGAAGGAGAAACAAAAGAAAGUGGAAAGGAUAAAGACGCUGAUUGCCAAAUCCAGCAUGCAGAAUGUGGUCCCCCUCAGUGAGGGAGAAAUGGACAUGCCCCAGGACCCAGAAACCCAGCUACAGGAGCAGGAGAAGCGAAUAGAGAUCUCCUGUGCCUUGGCUGCAGAAGCUUCCCGACGGGGCCGCAUGCUCUCAGCUCAGUGUGCCACCCCGAGCCCUCCUACUUCCCCAGCCUCUCCGACUCCACUGACUAAGUCCCUCUCGUCUGACUCAUCCCAGGGCGCCGACAACCAUUUUAUGCGUGUCUGAGCCAUAAACACAGGCCCUGGCUGCUGUGAAGUUCCACGGAGCUACAUUUUAACCCGCGGUGUCUGCAGCCCAACACAGCCACCGAACAGUGUGCGUGGUCAUUGUUAGGGUUCUCUCGACACCCCCCCUCCUUCGGUCAAGCUGAAGAAACAGUCGGAAAGGAAAAGCUGCCACCGAAGGAGAUUGGAGAUGGCACUCACCUUUUCCCCAGUUUCCAUCUGCUGCCAUGGUCUGAACGCAUCACCCAGACCAGCCCUUUAAAAUCAGUGGCGGAGGCAGCGCAUGGGAGCUGUUUCUUCCUUGCAAGAUGAGUCCUCUGCGUCAGGUGCAGUAGACUCCCAAAGCAAAGGGCCGGCAGCUAAAGAUCAGCUGUAUCUUGGCAUAGAGGCAGCACUGAACAGGAAGAGGGAUACUGGUGACAGCAGGGGGAAGUGAAGCUUCCCACACUAACAUAAACCAUCUCUUGGAGCUCUGUUUUGAGAAGGGCAUCAGGGAAGGGAGGCUGUGCGAAGAAUGGUUUAGUCACUGCAGCCAGGGAGUUUGUAACCCUCCACUGAAGUGAGCACUAAAUUCUUCUUCUUCUUCUUCUUCUUCUUCUUCUUCUUCUUCUUCUUCUUCUUCUUCUUCUUCUUCUUCUUCUUCUCUCUCUCUCUCUCUCUCUCUCUCUCUCUCUCUCUCUCUCUCUCUCACACACACACACACACACACACACACACACACACACGUCUUUUGGUCUCUUCUCUGCCAACCACAAUGGCUUUAGCAUCUGUAGCCUUUGGAGCUAAGCAACCCACACACGGCCACGCUUCUCUCUUUAUGCUCAUGACCCUUCACAGGCAAAGGAACAGGGACGAGGAAACAUGAAUGGACAGACCUUUGCAGAGGUGGCAGGUGAAGAAAACAGAAGACUGCCAGUGUGGGGACCCAAAGAGGCUUUGGAAUCUGCCCAGUUGCAGGGAUGUGGCUGUGGCUGUGAUAGGCUGGGGUUUUCUCCUUUCCCAAGCUUACUGGUUGGAUGUAACAGAAGGUGCACUCAAUGUAUGUGGGCAUGUCGCAGGGGUGUGGCUGAAAGAUAUAAUGGAGAGGGGUGAAGUUGGAAAAGCUUAGUUGGCUGGGAUUAGCCACUAGGUGAAGCUUUAAUGCUUUCUGUGAUCCAGCGAGGCUUUCUUUGCCUGUAGACACACACAAAACGAAAUGAGGACUGGGUAGGUGGCAUUUCUUCUCAUAUCACAGCCAAUUCUGGAUGGUGCCAUUGAGCAUCUUUCUACUGACUUCUCCAGGGCAUAAAUCUAAGUAACAGGGCCAGGAAGAACAUUGUGUGCUGGAUAGAUCACUGUGUUCACCAUGCACUUAAAUUGUUUGUGCUAUCCCUUAAAGCAGUCAGUGCUGCUGAUGAAAACAGGAUAGUGGACUAGAUGGAAUAUUGGCCUAAACUAGACUAGAUGGACCAUGGGUCAGUCUCUUUGGUCCAUAUGGAGCCAACCUCUCCUGGCUACUGGUGGGGAGGAUGAGGCAAGGCCUCUUAAAUCACACACAUAAACAUAUUUCAUCAGUCUCCUCUGUUAAGGCUAUAGCUGCAUGAUAAUCAUUGCCAAGACCUUUCAGAGCAACUAAGCUGCUAUAUCAAGUGCGCAGGACCACUGUCACACCUGCUCCAGUCUCAUACCAUUUCAAAUAAGCCAGUUCUUCUCACAGAUGAGCCCUCGUUAGUUUCUCAAUAGUUUGAGGAAAGAAUUAAUUCAUAAUGAAGGUUGUCCAGAAGGUAGGCACAGAAAGAGGACUUUGGAAAUUUACUCAUUUUCAUGCAAAUACCAAGAGAGCCCCCCCCCCUCGACUUAUUCAUAUAGCGCUGACCCGAUUGGCUUGCCCCAUACUGAACCAGCAAAAUUACUAGAAUGAGGGUCUGUUUUGGAUCUUUUUUCCACCCUGAGAGGGUACUUAUACAUGGUGAGGCCUGUCUGAAUAUGAUUUAGGGCAGGGGUAGUUAACGUCUGUGUUCUCGGGGGACACUUUCUUCUCCAGACAAUGAUCCAUGGACUGGAAAUAUAUUUUGACACACAACCUGGAUCCUUUUACUAGUAGUCAAGAUGUGCAUUAAAGCUGUCACCAACUUGCAAUAAGGGCUUCUGCAGCAUAGAACUCAGGCAUGGAUAGGGCAUUGCAUAGAAACCCCAGAGAGAUGUUAAUGUUACAGUGUAGUCCGUCUCACAUUACACCUUUUGAAAACAAUUUUGACAUACUUAGAGCCUGUGGGCCACAGGUUUUACCAUCAAAAUAUAGUAGGGCACCAUGGGGCACAUGAAAUUGCUUCAUAGGCCAUACCAAAUAUAAGGUCAAGCUGGACAAAGUCUUCCCAAACUGGUUCCUUAAUUCUGUCUUAUAUUACAUGUUUUUGGAAGUAACUAAAAUUGUUCUACCUAUAGGCCACAACAAAAAGCACAGCUGGCUUUUCUUUUUAAUUCCCUUGAGCUGGAUUUUCAGAUGGUGUCAUGGCCAAUUUGUUUAAAAGAGCUGGAUUCUCAUCCAUCCAAUGUUCUGCUUGUUUUUUCAUGAAAGGUUGGCAUUUUAGACAGUGAUUCAACUUCUAAGUGGCAAUUUAGUUAUUUUGAAAUGCACAUACAUUUACAAAAGAAGCUAGCAACUUAAUUCCGGGCUUGGUUUUGACACAAGCAUGCCCAUAAAGGUAUCAGUGUUAUUCAAUUAUACAUCAAAACAGGAAUAUUGAUUAGAAUAAUACUGCUUCAGUUUUUAAAAUCUGCAGUUCUAAAGCCAUGUGCUCAAGGCUGAUUGAGACUGAAUGAACCUGAGUUGGUUUCCCUCUUCCCAAGCUAACUCAAGCUACAAGGUGGACUGAUCUCCCAUCUCUCAGAUGAUGGCCCUCUUAACUAUUACAGAAAGAGUGGGGGGAGGAUGUUUUGGCCAAGAAUUAAAGACAGAGGUAGGGAUUGUGGAAUUCACUAAGGCCUUGUGUUCCUCAUAAUUUGAACACUAUUCCAAAUAUUCUUAUUUAAGUGAGGCUCCUUGCAGUGUUACAGUUGUAUGAAAGGUUGACCUGGUUUUGGUUUAAGAUGGUAAAGACUGAUUUUGGAAGUCAUCAUGAACUUUGUUGUAAAUCACCACCUUUUCAGUUUCCAAAGCAGUUAAGUGAGCUGUCUUAGAUAAUAUGAAACUCUGCUUUGCAGUUUCAUUCUUUACCUGGGGCCAAUCAGCAGCAAGUUUAGUAUCCAACAUAUGUGGUUAAAUCAGUAGAUGGCAAGCAAGUGUAUAUGGCUAUCCUGUACUAAAGGCUUAAUGUGAAAGCAGCAUGUCCAUCUGUUUAAAUGUGGGUCUGCCUUAAUCUCAUAUAAAACCAGCUGGGUUGGGAAUCCCAAUUUAAAGAGUAAAAGAACCAUGCAGGUAAGGGGAGCUGAGAACCUUUCCCAUGACCUCCGCACAGCACUUUUUUUCCUACCAUACUCACUUAUUGAGAGAAAAGUGAUGCAGGGAGGGUAAACUGAAGUGCAGGGGAGUAUUUGGCUUUCCUCACCAUAUGCAUCAUUUAGUGCAGGUGUCAGGAAUCUUUAGCCUUCCAGAUGUUGUUGACCUACAACUCCGAUCAGCCCCAGCAAGCAUGGCCAAUAGUCAGGGGUGAUGGGAAUUGUAGUUCUGCAACAUCUGGAGGGCCAAAGGUUCCCCAUGCCUGAUUUAGUGCUUAAAAUUGGGGGGGGGGAAACCCAGUGUAUACAUGAUUGGGCAGCCCUACAUUUCAAGACAUAGGCUUACUAUCAUCAAGUCUAGUUUUGCCCCAAGGCAGGGAUGGGGAACAAUCUGUGACUCUUCAGAUGUUGUUGGACUCCAGCUCCCAUCAGCCCCAGCCAGCAUGGUCAACAAUCAGUGAUGAUAGGAGCUAUAAUCCAGCAGCAUCUGGAGAGUCACAGGUUCUCCAUGCCUUAGGGAUUGGAGCCCUGUUCAUGAACCAAGAAGAGACAGUUACAGAAUCUCCCAAGUGACUCAGUUUUCCAAAAGAAGAAAUGGAAGAUCAGUCUUUGCUAAAAUUAGUUUUCCCCGGCUCCUUUGAUGUAGCUCUAAUGUAAGACUGUGUCUAUGGGAUGGAGCUGAUGCAGCAGGCCAAGCGGCAACUAUGCUGAUUCCAGUGCUGCUGAUUGCUGCUCAUCUAUACAGGCUAGACUGGGGGACUGGGGAGAGAGCAGGGAUGGUGUAGCAGCCUCAUGGGAGGAGUGUUGGGCUUCAAUCCUAAACACACUUUCUUGGUAAUAAGCCCCAGUGCUUAUUACCAUACUACCCUGAACAUGCCUGAUCUUGAAAGCUAAGCAGGGUCAUGCCUGGUUAGUACUUGGAUAGGAAACCACCUGGGAAUACCGGGUGCCGUAGGCUUAGAGGAAGGCAAUGGUAAACCAUCUCUGAAUACCUCUUACCAUGAAAACCCUAUGGAUAUAUCCAGAAAGAUUCAUAGGGUCACCAUAAGUCAUAAUUGACUUGAAGGCAUAUAACAACAAGCCCCGUGCAUGCAGCAGGGGCUUGCUUCUGAGUAUACGCUUAUAGGAUUGCACUGUGAAUUUUAGAAGCUUCUGUUUCCCACACAUUAAUUUUAGCAAAGCCUCGACACUUCUGAGAAUCCACCUCAAUAGACACUGAGCAGAAUUGUAAAUUCUUGGCAAAUAACAAAAUCUUUGUCACGUAGCACAAUGGAAAACUCAUCGUGGGCUACCCCUUAAAUCAGAAGUAUUUCCACCUCCCUGUCCAAUGAAAUGAUGAAUCCUGAUUUAUUAUUUAAAUGAUAUUUUUGGCAAUAUGUAGAACACUCCAGGGAAUCAGUUUUUGUUCCUUCUUUCUCCUUCAGCAAUACAUGUGACAUUCCAGGAAGAUGUUGGUGAUGAUAAAAAUCAUUGGUUCUGCUCCUGCAGUAGCACCCAUGUUAGCUCAUAACAAACUGUCCCUUCAUUAUCCUCUACAUGCCUUAAUAUAUGUUAUAUGGAAAUUAUACAGUCAUGUGUGCUAUCUCUAUAUCUCUAUAUUUGUUUUCCUCCUCUCACUGUACUCUUUUGUUUUGUGCUUGCUUUCUCUCUGUGUGCACAGGGCCACUGAGUUACUGAAAUGGAGUCACUUUGGGCAGUUUUAUCAGAAUAAUUAAAAAUAAAAAUGAAAAGACAUAUUUAAAUAAAUAUAUAUAUUUUCUGCUUUUAUUAAAAGCAAAUUUAUUUAAAAAGAAAGGAAAAGCUGUCAAUUUAGAGGAGUGAUGCAUUUAUUUCCUUGUUUGUUGGGUAUGACAGUUGCUUUUGUAUGUUGGGGCCCAGUCCUCAACUGAUGCCGUUGGGUAUGGCUCAUUUGUAACAAGUGAAGUGAAGUUAAUGUAAGCCUGCUGUGGCUGUGGCCCAGAAAGUACAUUGUAGGAAGAUGAGUAGGACUGUAGCAUAUCAGGGACCACAAAGAUUAUCUCGCUGGUACACAGCUAUCCCAUUAGGAUCUUUGCAAUAUAGGUGGCUCUUUUAUUUCCAUGUCAAUGCCACUUUUUUAAACACUCAUUUUUUUCAUUAGAAUGUGUUUUUGUGUGGCAAAGCAGCUGGAUUUCCUUGACAUUUUCUAAAUGGUGGUAGCUCAUUAGAUAGCAAAAGCUGAAGAGAGGCCAAAUUAGCCUCUUUAAGGAUUGUCUGCUCAGGACUGACCUUCCCUAAAAUCAGGGAGAGCCUCCCUAUUGUACUUCUUGAGGUAGUGUUUCUACUUGUGCACCUGUUUGAAAGAUGUGGAAAUCACCUUGAAAGGGUACAGUGUGUUAAUGGAACCAUUCCACCAAUGUUCAAGUUAUGGGGGGCCGGUGAAGCUAGGACUGUACCACUUUUUUGCAGCCUCUUGCAUUUUUUUUUCUAUCAAGGACAUGCUGGGUCUUAGUUCCUGCUGUGCCUUCCCAGGGAUUCUUGCACUUCUGUCUGCCACUGAUGAAGCUUUUAAAAAUGGCAUGAAGAAUGUCAAGGAAUGUUCUCCCUCAUCUUUCCCUCACCAGCUCUUUGCUCAAUUAAUAGCUAAGUAGAGUCUGUGACCAAUUGCUCAUGUCACUUUAAGCAUUUUGAGAUCACAAGCUGUGAGCUCUCAACAGAAUGAAUUUAGCAUCACAAUUUUGCAGUAUUGUGCAACAUGUUUUUAAAUGGUUUUAUUUUAAGUGUUUUCCCCCUUUCUAAUAACACUUUCAUAUGCCAUCAGCACCUAUAACCAAGAAGAACUACAUUAUUUAUGCACAUUAUUUGGAACUUAUUUUUGCUAGUGUUAGACAGGUUUAAAAACUAUCAAAGAAGCAAUGUGAUGUUGAUGUCUUUCUCUUGUACAAAAGUGACCUUAGAUUAUGACAAUAUAAAAAAUUAGCAGUCUGUGAUUUAAAAACAGUAUGUCAGUGGCUUGGGGUUCUUCACACCAAACCAUGGAAUAAUCUUUCCAGCAAUUAAAUCCGCAGCAGCUUGCUUAAUAUUCCCCUCCCAGCAGCAUUCGUUCUAGAUGUAGCUACUUUAGAAGGUCAAAAUCUCACACAAGGAAAACAAAACAAAUAAAUGCAUUUGUACGUUGCAAGUUUGUAUAAAGCAAAUAAAUAAAAAAUUGAUGGUUUGUAAA
This is a messenger RNA of Rhineura floridana, 10708 nucleotides long. RefSeq names its product pleckstrin homology domain containing A6 (gene PLEKHA6). Gene Ontology annotation, molecular function: protein binding. The record is from RefSeq and is a predicted model, not a curated record. NCBI's taxonomy places the organism in Eukaryota, Metazoa, Chordata, Lepidosauria, Squamata, Rhineuridae. The transcript has 28 exons. Bases 392 to 4111 code for a protein of 1239 amino acids.